Solea senegalensis (Senegalese sole) is the source of this 5323-nucleotide messenger RNA. RefSeq names its product zinc finger protein 618 (gene znf618). Gene Ontology annotation, molecular function: protein dimerization activity. The transcript is spliced from 15 exons. NCBI's taxonomy places the organism in Eukaryota, Metazoa, Chordata, Actinopteri, Pleuronectiformes, Soleidae. Bases 163 to 3042 code for a protein of 959 amino acids. The record is from RefSeq and is a predicted model, not a curated record.
UUUUUUUACAUUCGGAAUUUCUCAUAACUAAUUCACAUUUUUGAGGGAGCAGUUUGCAGUUAGUCACCUCCGGUCGGGGAGGGAAGAUCUCUGGAACGGGGAGACCGUUUCGCAUGAGCUGCAUCGUAUCUGGAGACGUACAGGCUCAGAGGAGGCGGAGUCAUGAGUGCACAAGAGGCACCCAAACUUGGGAAGGAGCAGGGAGAUGGUGGAAGUGCAGCCACAGACGGCCCCUCAACUGCCUUACCCUCAAUGACCACAAAUACGAGCCCAGCGCCUGUCACAGUCAAGAAGGAGCCUGGGACCUGCGAGACGAGCAACGGGAAAAUUGGUGAUGUCAACCCUGCUGAGAUUUGUGUUGUCAUUGGAGGAAAUGAUGGAGGAGCAAGUGCAGGCGGAUCCCGUCGAGCUCCGACCGAGGGUAUGUUUGCCCUUGGUACUCCUCCUCCAUCGAAGAGCACAGACUCAUGCAUAGGUUCCUAUGUAUGUGGGGUGUGUGGGAAGAAGUACAAGUAUUACAACUGCUUUCAGACGCACGUCAGGGCACACAGAGAAUCAGAGGCUAUGGUUGGGGAUGGUUUACCCCAGGCUCCCAACAGUAGCUUCCGUUACUCCUGUGACAUCUGUGGUAAGAAGUACAAGUAUUACAGCUGCUUCCAGGAGCACCGUGACCUGCAUGCAGUUGAUGAUCCUUAUGAACAGGUAGUGUUACCUGUGGAUGGCCUUAAAGAGGAGGAGCCAGUUGAACCCUAUCAGAAAAUUGGACCAAGGGAAAAAGCUCUCGCCCACCUCAGCAGAGAUCGUGGGUUCAUUCGACGGCAGCGGGUGUCCCUUCAAACACAAUUGGCAGUGUUCGCAGAAACUGGGAGCUAUGUUUGCGAGUUCUGUGGGAAGCAGUACAAGUACUUCAACCCCUACCAGGAGCACGUUGCUCUUCACACACCAAUGGGCUCCUUUGAUAUGAAGGCGUCACGGGUACAGGAGUGUGGAAGUAUGGAUAUGAGUAAAUUUGGCCACAGCCAAGCUGCUAAGAUAAAAAACAGUCCUUUCAGGCGGAAACUGGAGAGUGCAAUUCAGUCGAGUCUGGUUGACACAAAUAGCUCGCAGAAUUCAAGCGGAACUCCGAGCCCUCUGGUGGCUGGCUCCUUCCCUACAACCCAGAAACCCUACACUUGUGGUGCCUGUGGCAUCCAGUUCCAGUUCUACAACAACCUGCUGGAGCACAUGCAGUCCCAUGCUGCUGAUAAUGAGAACCACACCAAAGGGGAGUCUCCCAAAACCUCUGCAGCCACAGGUCCUCAGGAGCAGCUGUGGAGAGGUCCUCAGGCUCAGGCCCAUUCCUCAGUGAAACUACAAAUCCAGCCUCAAAGUAUCUCCCAGAGAAACCACACGCUCAGUCAAAAUAAUGGGCUGCCUGAGAAGGAGCGACAGCAGGUGGCUGAGCGCCUCUUACGGGUAAUGUGUUCAGAUUUGAGCAUGCUAAAUGUGCUCAACAGCAAGGACUUCCUCAAGUUGGCACAAACCCUGGUGGAUACCGGUGCUCGUCAUGGUGCCUACUCCACCCGUGAUGCUCUUGGCAACAUGAGUGCCUUGGCACUGCGCCAGCUGCCCCGCAUGUACAACCAAGUGAAAGUCAAGGUCACAUGUGCUCUUGGCUCUAAUUCCUCACUUGGCAUCGCUGUCACCUGUCACUCGCAGAUGAUUGGACCAGAUGCUUGCUAUGUUCUCACAGCGUACCAGGUGGAAGGGUCGAGACUGAAGCGCUAUGUGCUUGGAGUAAGGGAGGCUGAGCUGAGGGAAGGCCCUGAGCAGGUUCACCACUGGGUGCAGAAUGUGCUAUCGGAGUUCGUGAUGUCAGACAUUCGCACUGUGUAUGUCUCAGAGCCCAGGGUGUGGUCAGCAGGAUUUGCAGGAUCACCUCUGGGUGGCAGUGGACGGGGGAGGAUAUGCCUACGCUGCGCCGGGUGUUCACUUGGCGCAGUUGUCCAGGCCGUUCUUGGGAAGCGCAGUCUCCAGGCUCGAGGUCUUCAUGAGUUGGCCGAGCUUCUCGCAACGUGCAGAGAUAUUGCCUCCUCCACCACACUGGCUCUCCGCGAGGAACUGUUUACCAACACAUCCUCAAGCUCUUCUGAUGAAGGUUCACAGGGCGGUCCCACUCAGUGCCCCUCUCCGCCUUGCUGGGAUCGCAUGGCCGAAGCUCUUCUUCAGGUCCAUGCCCACUUUGAACAGAUCUGUGAGGCCUACGGACGCAGCAAGGCCACAGCUCCAGUACUCCAAGGUCUCAACAAGCAUCUGCUAGGUACACUGGCUUCUCUGUUGGCCCCUUUGCGCCUGGCAGCUCUGGAGUUGAGCAGCCAGAGGAGACCAACCUUACAGCAGGUUCUGCCCGUCUACCUACGCUUGGAGAAGUUUUUCACAUCCAAAGCAGGAGAGGCUGGAACUGGCACUGCUAGUAAGCUCUGCCACUACUUCCUAGAGGCACUUAAAGAAAACUUCAAGGUUGAACGGGCUCACCAAGUUGCCAUGGUCCUGGAUCCACUGCUCAAGCUUCGCUCAGUGCCGGCUUACCAGCACGAAGACAUCAUCUCUCGUGCCUGUGAAAUGGCUGCUGAGAACAGGGAUGGAGGUAUGACAGGUGGUGGAGGUUCAGGUGGAGAGGAUCGUGACGCCGACGGCCCCCCAACUAAAAUAAGCCGUGUUGAGUGUGGUGGAAGUAACGGCGGCACCUCAAGGGGGGCGUCCUCGUGUUCUGUGUCUGGUAACGACGAAAGUCAAAACAAGGUUAGACAAGAAAUAUUUCAGUACCUGGCUGAGCCUCUUCUCCAAGGUACACCUGAUCUCUUCCACUACUGGAGCUCAGCAGUGGGUGAGAAGUUCCCCAGGCUCUCUCGUCUGGCUCUGUGGCUCCUCGCUGUGCCUGCAGUGGGCAUACAUGGCGAGUGCGUGACUGUGUGCGAGCAGAGCCUGGCUAUGAAGAGGAGGCAACAGGUAACCACUGAGGAGAUGAACAAACUCAUUUUCCUUCGCUCUAACAUGGGCUAGAAGAAAGCUCCAACCAACCCUCAACAACCGAACCCUCACCUCCAACAAAUGACUCAAGACUAUUAUUUAUAUACUGUAGGGUUAGAACAACCGUAAACUUCAAUGUGUAUGGACAAUAAAUACUUCUCGAAACAGAUAUUUACAGGAAAACUCACAUUGUAUAGGUUGCAAACACCCAUAAAAUAGCUUAUUACAUAUUUUAUAUGGAGAAAGGACUGUUGUAAAGUACUGUGGAAAAAAAUGUAGGGGUGGAACGUUAACUCUCAAAAGGCUGUUGUGUUUGGUUAUGCCAGACUCGGUUUGGGAUGCACAUGGAAGCAGAAUGAGUUUCUGUCUUCUCUUGGCCAGUCAUUUGAAUUCCUCCAGGCUAUGUUGCUGUUGUUCUCACUGGAUGGCAGGAUUUUCAGGUAUAAUCAGCUUUCGCUGCUUGAAACUACUGUCAUAGACCUCUGAAAACAAACUCACUUAUCAAGGUUUUCAAAGAGGUUAGUAUUAAAUACUGUAGCACGUACAGUAAAGUAAUCAUUUUCAUUGGUGUAUGACAAAAGGAAAUCAAGUAGUGGAUCUUCACUGCCGUUGUUUCUCUGACAAUUGUGUACUCGGUUUAUGAUUUACAGAUUUUUUUUUUCUACCACUGGAAAUGAUGCAUUUUGACAUAUCCAGCCAUGGGAGUUGUCUGAGUGAAAACUAUUUACAGCAAAUUUGGGUUGUUACAUCAGUGGUCUUGAAUUGUAGCUGCAGAUCAUUUGCAUGCACUGCACUGCACUGCAUGCAUUUUUCACCCAGAAGGAAAACAAAAAAAAGAACAGCUGAUAAAACUUUAAUUCUGAUAUGAUGCCUUCCUCCUUGUUUUGUGCUACAGAAAGUAAGAAAAUUGUCAAACAAGAGACACAUUUAGGCAGCGGUCUAAAUACCCUUCUGUUGGGGACUUUUGUUUGGUGCGUGGCGCACAGAGGGCAGCAUGGUAUCAAAACCCGUUUGUGCUCAGCUUUUAAACAGAUUUCAUGUAGCCUUACUAUAUUUCCUUUGCUGGAUUGCACCAACAAUGAAUUGUGGAACAUACUGAAUAAAUUAAUCUUAUUUUAUCCUUAAAUACUUGAUGGUACAACCCAGCUUGCAUGUUAGUAAAUAUACAAAAACAACAUGUAGAGGCCAUUUUGUGUGUUUUAAUACUUUCCAGGGCUGGUAAUUCAGUAAAUGCCACAUCAGUUAGCUUUGUGAAAAGACACUUGUAUGUGUCCUUAAGUGUGUCCAUUAAUACACAUUUUCCUAUGUUGAAGAUGUUCUGCCUGUGCGUUGCCAUUAGAUAAACAGCAGUAAGUUAUUAGCCUUCCGUUUUAGCUUUUGGACAAGGAUUUAUUUCUUAAUUAUAUAAAUCCUUGUGUGGUUGCCCACUGUAUGUGUGUGUGUGUGUGUGUUCAAAGCUUAAUUAAGAAACUUAUUAGUGCUACCUUUUUAUUUAUUAUUCUUUCCGCAUUAAUCUUUCUAAUAUAAAUUUUGUCUUCCUUAUGUGAACCACAUAUUUUCAUUUUUAAGGCAAUAAGCUUUAUCACGAGGCACCGUUUCUGACUUUCUCUCGUUUAAAAAAAAAACAAAAAACGACUGUUGUCACGAUGCUCCUGCAGUUUUAAUAUUAAGAAUAUAUUAUUUUCUCUUUGUGAAAUAAAUGGGAUCUUCUCAGGAAUGAGUGCACCCACGCAGGCACCGCCACUUUUUCCUCACUGAACCUAAAAAACUCACACAACUGUGACCUCAACGCCGAGGCAUGUACUGAAUCGUGACUUUUGUGAAACGUUCCACCCCAAAUGCAGUUGGUGCCAUUUGCAACAAACAGAACAAUUUAAAAAGAUGGAACACUUUUAGGACAAAGCAAAUUCUCACAGUACAUUCAUUAAAGUCACCACAUGCAUUCUAAUGAAGUCAAGUUAUUUAUUUUUCUAAUGGAUUUUACAAUACAUUUACACGAGCUAAUACCUCCUAAAAUGACUUGGAUGAAUGGAAGUUAUACUGUAAUACGUUGUUUGUUGCCUCUGGUACUAAAUCGGUCAACUACUAGUUUGUCAUUUGUGUUUUUUGGGCCUUAAGUCUCUCUUUCAUGCGAUCACUUUAACCCCUCAAGUCAGAGCCAAUGCCAUGCCUUUUCUAUUGCUCUUCGAUUGCCUUCUGUUCACCAUCUUUUUCUGAAGCUUGUAGUUUUGUUUUCACUGCUGUCGACUCCAAAGGACUCACUGACAAAAUGGUUGAAGCAGUGCCCUCUGGUGGUCUGAUGUGGACUUCUUUU